Messenger RNA from Pelagomonas calceolata, 1133 nucleotides. The record is from the annotation of a GenBank genome assembly. NCBI's taxonomy places the organism in Eukaryota, Pelagophyceae, Pelagomonadales, Pelagomonadaceae.
GCGCCGCCUUGCCAGUCUGGAGGACUGCACCGCGUAGAGACGCUCGUAAGCAUCGCACGAAUCACAUCUCUGCACGCCAUCGCAGCGACAAUGCACGUCACCCUCGCGCGGGCCCUCUACCAGGCCGCUUUGUCCCUGGUGGGGCUGCACUUGGCAAGGAGGAACGCGCAGCACGCGAACGAAGGCUUGAGUCCAGCACACCCACGUUAUAAUGAUGCGGCAGCAUUGUUAGGUGGAGGCCUCGCGCACGCCGCGAAGAGCCGAACCGUGUCGAGGCGGUGGCGCGAUUUUGUGGUCGAGGAAAGAUGUGGAGACGCCUUCGGGGAGUUGAGGAAAAGGUGGCACUGCGGGAGGGAGCUGGCACGAUUAGGAAGGCGCGACCCGUGUCAAGCUCUCGAGGUGCUCGGCGGCGGGGGCAGCAAGGGCGCCGCCAAUCGAGGCCUCUGCUUCUUCGUGACGAGAUGCGGCCAAUACAUCAUCAAACAAGAAUCAUCAGCAACUUUGCGGACGCUCGAUAAUGUGGCGAAGACGUAUGCGGCACGCGCCUCCGUACAAGGGUCGCUCCUACCUCGAUUAGUUGGCGCUUAUACCGUACGAUCGAACACGACGACGACACACUGGCUCGUGAUGGCGAAUACCUUCGCUGGUGCACCUAAAAUCAAGGCGGUUUAUGAUGUGAAGGGCUCGACGGCGGGCCGCCGCACGCGGCCAAAAAAGGGCACUCUUAAAGAUCUGGACGCGCGCGACGACGCGGCACAACUAAGGUGCUAUGGGAGCGGCGAGGUCGUGGAGGCUUUGAGUGGAGACACGCGCGUCCUGGAGCAGUUGAGGCUGUUGGACUACUCGCUGCUCGUCGGCGUCUGCGAGCCGGGUUUGUUCGGUGGUUGGAGGGCAGCACGAUAUAAAAAACGGGACCGCGGGACGCGCAUGUUGGUUUGUAGAGACCGCGGCUUCCUCGUCGUCGGUUUGAUCGACGUGCUCCAGCCCUGGACGUGGGCGAAAGUCGCGGAGUACUAUUGUAGGGGCGCGCUGCGGGGCUGGCGGCGGAUCUCCGCCGUGCCGCCCGUUUUUUACAGGAGGCGCUUCCUGGCGUUCGUCUCUCGUUUACUAGAUACAUAAGUUUUAUGAACACA